UGCUGCCUGUACUUUGUUUCUUACAUCAUACGCUGAUGAGUCAGAGGGACGGACAAACAAGGACCAGGAACAGGCUGGUGUAACCCAGAGUCACCUCAGCCUCAGCAAGAAGCAGGAAAACAUAUUCAGAGAAGGAAGGCUUCUCACAAAACCAGACCGAGGAGAAAGAGAUGACUGAGGACUUGGAGGAGCAGGAAGACGAGCUGCUUGCUCUCCAGAGUAUCUUUGACACGGACAAGUUUGUUUGGGACGAGUCGAAGUCUGCCGGAGAAAUCCGAGUAUGUGUCGAGCUUCCUGUCGGCUUCAGCGUGGCUCUCAGAGAGGGUGAAAGUCUGCGUCAGUAUGAUAUUUCCUUCCUUCCACCGCUGCUUUUGAACUUUGGACUUCCUGAGGACUACCCGUCCUCCUCCCCUCCCUCCUUCAGCCUCACCUGCAGCUGGCUGACUCACACACAGUUGGCUGCACUGCGUGCCCAUCUCGCUGAUCUCUAUGAGGCCACUGGGGGCGCUGUGGUGCUCUUCUCCUGGGUGCAGUUUCUCAGAGAAGACGCUCUGAGGUUCCUGAACAUCCACAGUAAGCUGGAUCUUCCUCCUGAUGAACGCAGCACCCUGCAUUAUAACCAGGACCAACACGAUGCUGAACUCUCAGAACCAAAGAACAAUUCAGAGCCAGAGUUCUCUGUACCAUCCUCGGAAGUUCAGGAGAAUCCUUCUGACGGGAGCCGCACAGACUCUCAGGGAGCUUCGGCUUUAGACUCCUGCAAGCAUGACCAGAAUGAUUUGAACUCUCACACGAGCCAGAGUGAUGUAACUUCAGAUUAUCAAAGAGCUCUUUCUCCAGAGCUUGCACUCCAAAACCAAACUGCACACACUCCAGAUGUGACAAUCCUCCAAGCCUCAGAGUUUAAGGUUGGUCCCCAGGAUGAUCUUUCUUCAUCUGCAGAGAAAUCCAAGCAUCAUCAAAGUGUCCGGGAAGAUUUCUUAAAUGAAGGAGAUGCUUCUCUCUCAUCGCUGCUUCCCUCUGCCUCCUCAGGCACGUUAGAUCCAAGUGAACUUGGAGCUGCUUCUCUGCCGGUCCACCCCACAGAUUCUCCUCAGAGUGAAGAGCAAACCCUCUCUGGUGUCUUUUUAACUCCAUCACAGACUCUGCUGUCCCACAUUUUGAUCUAUGAUGCGGCCCAGAAACACAAAGUGUUUGCCACCACCGUCUUUGACUGCGGGGUUUGUUUUAUGUACCGGCUCGGGUCCGAGUGCGUGAAGCUGUCACCGUGUGGCCACGUCUUCUGCCGGGCCUGUCUCUGCGAGUUCUGCACGGUUCAGAUCACAGAGGGGAACGUCCAGGGUGUCACCUGUCCUCAGGCAGACUGUGCUGGUGCCCCUACACCUGCACAGGUGCAGAGUCUGGUAGGGGAGAAGCUGUUCAGCCGCUAUGACCGUCUCCUGCUGCAGAACACUCUGGACAGCAUGUCUGAUGUGACGUACUGUCCUCGAACAUCCUGUGGCUCUGCUGUGAUUUUGGAGAAGUCCACCAAGGCAGCGCUUUGCUCUGAGUGCGGCUUUGCCUUCUGCGUCGCGUGCAAAAGGACCUACCAUGGAUUAGAAGAGUGUGAAACCAAGAAAAAACAAGCAAGAGAUGCAUUGCAAACCAUUUUAAAAAGCCUAGACUUGCCACAGUCACAAGAGGGGGUGAGUGCUCUCUUGAAUGACUAUAAACAUGGCAGUAAGGAGAGGAAACGCCUGCUGGUGAACAGAUAUGGCGACAUGCUGGUAACGCUGGAAAGUAAUCUGAAUGACACCUGGUUGGCCAACAACAGCAGAUGCUGUCCUCACUGCUUCAGCAGAAUCGAGAAGAAUGGAGGAUGUAACCACAUGUUAUGCAGUCAGUGUGGACAGGACUUCAAUUGGUGCUGUGCUGUCAGACUGACAACAAAAAAUGGAAAAACGCACUUACAAGAAUAUGUCUGUGAGAACCACCGAAAAUAGCCUCCCAGUGCUUCCGCUACUUUCACCAGCAGCCCAUCAACAAGCCGUGUGCGUGUUUUGUCACAUUAAAAUCAGUUUUAUUUAAAAAGAUUAAAAGAGAAAUUAGAUCUGAUUGAAACAAAAAACAGAAAUUUACAUCCUGUGAAGUGUUUUGACCCAGACAUGUCAUACUGUACCAUGGUCAGCAGAGGGCGCUAAACAACAAGAAUGACAAAGCAGUAACAUGACAAGUUCCUUUUGGUAACUUUAGAAAAGCUAAUACGUAAAAGAAAAUCUGUUUGUUUGUUAUUUUCAAUAAAUUGAUACAUGAAUUUAGCAAAUGGUGAUACUGACUUAUUUAACCUGGAUGCUAUAAAAAACACUUCAGGAAAAUAUCCUCUGUAAAACUAUACAAUAGCACACCUCUAAGGUAUAAUAUCUCACAUCUUGAUGCAUUCUCAAUCAUCUAGGGAAGUAAAUCUCCAAAAAGUUGAUUCUGUUCAUCUGGACGUAACGUUUUGUGGGAGAAACGUUUCGUCACUCAUCCAAGUGACUUCUUCAGUCUCAGCUGACUGCAGGUUUCCCCAAUCUUACAAACAGUACAUUUGCAUAAUGACUGAAACCAGUCCACUGAAGGAACAAUGGGCUGGGAGGUCAGUUCCUUAAUCUUAAUUAUGCAGAUUCUCAUGACCAUUGAUCAACAACCACUGACCAAAACCCACUGAUCAAAGACCACUGAUCAAUGGCCAUGAGUACCAUUCACAGAGAGUUGGGGAAUGGCUGCAAUCACAGCAUUGUAAGAUGGCGAAAGAUGUACCCUUAGGCCCCCUCCUCGAUUCAGAGAUGGUCUUUCCCUUUUCACGUAAAUGGCCUCCUUGACUCCCCGUUCAAACCAGCGUUCCUCCCUGUCCAGGAUGUGUACAUCCUCAUCAUGGAAAAAUCGUCCACCGGCCUGUAGGUGUAAAUAGACUGCAGAGUCCUGGCCUGACGAGGUGGCUCUUCUGUGUUGUGCCAUCCGCUUCGCCAGAGGUUGUUUGGUUUGGUUGUUUGGUAUAAUAUCUUACACACAUAUUUCUAUAUGAAACGUUCUUGCAGCUGUUUCUUAGAUUCUCUGAGAUCUACAGUGUACAUAUUAAUUAAUAGUCUUACCUUUUACUCUUCUUUGACUUAACCUCAGAUUUUAUCAAUGUUGCAUAUGUAAAAUCACAGCAUCAAGAUCCUCACUAUGUGCCUGUAAAACAUGUUCUCCCUAGUUAUAAUUGUAGCUCAUUGUUGUCUUCACUGUCAGUAAACCCACUGUUUGUUUUUUUUCAAGUAAUGUAUAAAGCGUGUGGUUGCAAUUACUACCUAUAGCCACAUUUCCAGCAGUCUUAUUUUGUCGAACCAAAAGUCUGGAAAAAGCCUCUUUUACUCCAAAAGAUUAAGUUAAGAUUCAUUAAAUAAUUA
Molecule: messenger RNA, 3407 nt
Organism: Pelmatolapia mariae (spotted tilapia)
Lineage: Eukaryota; Metazoa; Chordata; Actinopteri; Cichliformes; Cichlidae
Product: E3 ubiquitin-protein ligase RNF14-like
Exons: 7
Coding region: 171-1982 (603 amino acids)
Biological process (GO): protein polyubiquitination; positive regulation of proteasomal ubiquitin-dependent protein catabolic process; ubiquitin-dependent protein catabolic process
Cellular component (GO): cytoplasm; ubiquitin ligase complex
Molecular function (GO): zinc ion binding; ubiquitin protein ligase activity; ubiquitin conjugating enzyme binding
Source: RefSeq, a predicted model, not a curated record